CCCACUUUCUUCGCACCACGGUCACACUGAAAUUGUUGUACCCAACCGAGAUAUUGAUUUUUGGAGGAAAAACGCGACCCCAAAAACGCCCCCGCCCCCGCCGCGCGCACGACGUGUAGUAGUAGUAACGAAGCGACGACACACCACACACACGGUCCUUCAAACAUUACGCAGCCCCAAGGUUCCGCGGUCCGUUACGUUCUGGAAAAAAAUCGAAUCCGAAGAAAGCAGCGGGCAGAACGUGCCGAGCAAGCGAAGCGAGUGAAAGUGCCAGCGGAGAAGUAGAACUCGAAAUUAAUAGUCGUUCCCGUACUCUAAUCAGCAUUUGCGCCACAGCUUCCACGAAGGCAUCGCGGCGCAGAAGAGCCACCCAGCAAAAGCGGGGGAGAAGAAGGGAAUACCCAAACGAAAAGGUACCACAAGGUAGCAGCACCACCCGCGCAGCUCAGCAGCAGAGACGCCAGCAGCGGCAGCGGCAGCGCAGCAGGAGGAAAAGCGAGGAGAGGAAAAGUGCACGACGCCCACCGCGUCUUUGGCCCCCACUGGAAAGCCAGUGAUUGCAACACCACCUCCACACCACAUCCCCCCGGCGAGCAGGAAAAACCAGCAGCAGCACCAUGGCUUUCGCCGGACUAAAGAAGCAGAUCAACAAGGCCAACCAGUACAUGACCGAGAAGAUGGGUGGCGCCGAGGGCACCAAGCUGGACAUGGACUUCAUGGAGAUGGAACGCAAGACGGACGUCACCGUGGAGCUGGUUGAGGAGCUGCAGCUGAAGACGAAGGAGUUCCUGCAACCGAAUCCCACGGCGCGGGCCAAGAUGGCCGCCGUGAAGGGCAUCUCGAAGCUGUCGGGUCAGGCCAAGUCCAACACGUACCCGCAGCCGGAGGGGCUGCUCGCGGAAUGCAUGCUGACUUAUGGGAAGAAGCUCGGCGAGGACAACAGCGUGUUCGCGCAGGCGCUCGUCGAAUUCGGCGAGGCGCUGAAACAGAUGGCCGACGUCAAGUAUUCGCUGGACGACAACAUCAAGCAGAACUUUUUGGAGCCACUGCACCAUAUGCAGACCAAAGACCUCAAGGAGGUAAUGCACCAUCGCAAGAAGCUGCAGGGCCGGCGGCUGGACUUUGACUGCAAGCGUCGCCGGCAGGCCAAGGACGAUGAGAUUCGGGGUGCCGAGGACAAGUUUGGUGAAUCGCUCCAGCUGGCUCAGGUUGGCAUGUUCAAUCUGCUCGAGAACGACACCGAGCACGUGUCCCAGCUGGUCACCUUCGCCGAGGCACUCUACGACUUUCACUCGCAGUGCGCCGACGUACUACGCGGCCUGCAGGAGACGCUGCAGGAGAAGCGCUCCGAGGCGGAGAGCCGGCCACGCAAUGAGUUUGUGCCCAAGACGCUGCUCGAUCUGAACUUGGACGGCGGUGGCGGCGGCCUCAACGAAGAUGGCACGCCGUCUCACAUUAGUUCGAGCGCCUCGCCGUUGCCCUCGCCGAUGCGCUCGCCCGCCAAGUCGAUGGCCGUAACGCCGCAGCGCCAGCAGCAGCCCUGCUGCCAGGCCCUCUACGAUUUCGAGCCGGAGAAUCCCGGGGAGCUGGGCUUCAAGGAGAACGACAUCAUAACCCUGUUGAAUCGCGUCGACGAUAACUGGUACGAGGGAGCGGUGAAUGGCCGCACCGGCUACUUCCCGCAAUCCUACGUCCAGGUGCAGGUACCGCUGCCCAAUGGCAACUAAAGCGUAGGAUCCUGUCUCCCAACCGCUACCGCUACUCCCAUCCCAAUUAUCCUCCCAUAUCCUAUCAAAACUGAGCUGAAAACGUACGUAGAGAUCGCGGAAGGGAUUGGAGAACAAUAAUGUUGGUUUCGCCGCCAUCAGAGGCGCAGCAGCGGCGCACAUGCAAGCAUAUAUAUAUAUAUAGUAUAUAUAUAUACAAAUAGUUGAAUUAGAAGAGCGGGUUACUACGGAUUACGGAUUACGAUAUUACGAAUUACGGCUUAGCUAGCACACAGAGCAGCACGUUGCGGCUAAAAUAUUCUUGGUGGCCAUACAGCAAGCUAACUAAAUUUUAUGUGCGACAAAUUUUACCAGUUGGCAACACAAUAAUUAACAAAUUAAAUUACGAGUUAAAUUAAUGUACUAUACGUAUGUAUAACUAACUAAAUUUACGAGAAAUGUUACGCGCCCCAUAAGCGACUUCCUUGCGUUUUCAAUUUUGAUUCUCAAACAGAAGCAGCAGCAGCAGCAGCGUCUUAGUGCUAACUAACUCCACACAAUAGAUCAGCCGCCGUUCUAUUAGCACACGUAUUAGAACAGCUGGUCGAAAGCAAAGCAACCACUUAGCCAAUUAACUAACUACCCAUACUUUAACUUAUCGAUCACGGGUCUCUUUCUUUCGAUCUUAUUAUGCCCCUAUGUUGUUCCUUCCGGUCUCAUUGUUGUAAUUUAAGCCAACUUACCUUACCUACACCAAAGCGCUCUCUAAGCUGAGUCCCUUGAAAGGCUAUAUAAUGUUCAAGAUGCGUAACGGGGUAGAAGGGUAGAAUGAAGGCACUACGCAUCUUGCAGCUUAUAUUGUCUUGGCAAAUAAGGCUAUUAUGCUACCUAUCCACAUCAUACGCCCCGCAUAUAAAUAUAUAUUUAUUGUAUACCCAAGAAUACCUAUACCUACUCUACCUACGUAUAUAUAUUUGUGCGAAAACAAUACUCCCCACACUCUAUUCUAACGUUCUCUCGAUGUUCGUUGUAAAAUUGUAAAGAAUACUUCGGAAAUUCUAAUUCAAAAAAUGAUGGAGACAAGCGAGAAAUUUUUAUCCUACUUUUUGCUCCUUUUUAUGUGUGUUGUUUUUUUUGUUAAUUAUAUACAUAACAAAACUAUAUAUUAAAUGAAAUCAAAUAUAUAUAAAUAUAUAUAUAUUUAUUAAGCGUAUUAUCUACAUGUAUAUUUAUUAUUAUGUAUUUAUUAUAAAUUAUACUGAGCAGCAACAUAAUGAAGUAAAUACGAAACCAAUAUUAAAGUAUAUGAAAGCAAAGUAAUGAUGUAACAGAAUCCUCCUAAACAAUACCAACAAGCAGCAUAACUCUAGUUAAACGAUUUCCAGACAAAAUGUUGAUAAUAAUAAACGUAAACGUAAGCGAAACCAGUCAAGUCAAUCGAAGAAGCAUAGCAACAACACUUACAAAAACCUACUAACUAAAGCGUUUACUAACCGCAACUCUAGAUCAAAUAUUUAUGUAUUUAAAGAGGAACCCGAGAAAAACAAAAACGAAAUAAACAAACAGACGAGAAAUGCUAUAAAAAUAUUAAAAUAGUCUCAUGUUGGCAUAUAAACGAAACAAGCAUAUAUCACCGAUGUUCCCGUUUUCGAUUCCGAUCAAAUGAUGUGGAAAUCGGUAUUCAUCAUAAAAGCGUUUCCAUUGAUAAUUAUCUAAAUCGUUAAUUCAAUUUAAAUACUCCGAUUUUAAAUAAGAAAAACAUUUGAAAAUUAUUGCAAAAACCAAAAAGAUCUUUCCUACAAAUUCCGAUUCCCCCAAUUUAGAUUGGAAUGUCAGCGGGAACAGGGCCGUAUAAAAGUAAUAUAUACACAGAUAUAUACAGAAAGCGAAAUUGAAUUGAAAUCCAUGCAACUUGUGUUGAUAAUAAAUUAGUUAAAAGCCGAAAAGGCGACGAAAACAAUUUAACAGAAUUAUAUUUGAGAGCGAAGAUGAAACAUUUGCCCCCGGCCAGACCGAACAUUUCCAGAGGGGCCCCAUCUGGGGACCCUCAGCAUCGGACUUAUCUGGACAAUAUCGACGCAGUGACGAGGGCCGAAGAAGUGUAAACAAUAAUAAUUGUAAUUAUGCAUUUGUGUGGGCGGAACCUUAAAUAAUAUACAUUAUAAACUAUAUAAUAAUUACGCUAAAAACAAACUGAUGACCUAAUUUAUGCAAACCAAAAUUAAUAAAAUUUAAUUUUUAAUGUGUCUUUCGUUCAAAGUCAUAAAUGAGAAAAAGA
Drosophila kikkawai is the source of this 3984-nucleotide messenger RNA. NCBI's taxonomy places the organism in Eukaryota, Metazoa, Arthropoda, Insecta, Diptera, Drosophilidae. The record is from RefSeq and is a predicted model, not a curated record.